AUGGAAUUCGACCUGAUUUUGGGGAUGGACUGGCUUUUCAAGCACUACGCUAAGAUAGACUGUCGGAAACGAGAGGUUGUGUUUGAACCUCCAACUGAAGACAGGAUGAGUUACACAGGAACAUCAGUUAAGGCCACCCCACCUUUGAUCUCGGCGUUGCAAGCUAGGAAGUGUAUCGAUGAUAGAGCCUCAGCGUUUCUAUUGAUAACUGUAGAGGAGACAACCAAAACUAUAGGAAUCCAAGGGAUACCUGUGGUUGAAGACUUUCCUGAAGUUUUCGUUGAUGAGUUACUUGGUUUACCACUGGAUAGAGAAGUAGAAUUCCAAAUAGAGUUGGAGCCGGCAACAACUCCGACUCACAAGGCGCCAUAUCGUAUGGCCCCUACCGAAUUGAAGGAGCUCAAGCUACAAUUGGAAGAACUUUUGGAGAAGGGUUUUAUCCGCCCUAGUUCUUCGCUGUGGGGAGCACCUGUGGAUAUAAAAAUGUCUAGUUGUCAAUCAACCAGUGCUACAUCUACAACACUUGCUCCUGUAAGAUCAGAAGAUCCAGCAUGGACCCAUGCACGUGCAGUGCCAGGGGCUAGAAAUAAUACUGAAUGUUUAUAUUGUAAUAAAGUAAUUAGAGGUGGCGGGAUCACUCGGUUGAAGUAUCAUCUAGCUGGGAUUCCAGGCAAUGUAGAAGCAUGUAAAAAAGUCUCUGAAGAUGUAAAAUGGCAAAUGAAAGAGUUGCUUGAUGAAAUGAAAAGAAGCAAAGAGAAAAAAAGAAAAAUAAGCUUGGAGAUUGGAGGCGAUAUAGAUUUAACAUCUGAUGAUAUUGAUGAUAGUAAUAGUAUGGAGGGACAGUCUCAGCUUUCAAAAGGUAAGGGGAAGUCGAGAGAAUCUGGAACUGGAAAGUCAGUGGGGGGAUUAAGUAGAUUUUUUGCUCCAAGAACAACUCCUGGGGCCCAACCUUCAAUUAAGAGUUCUAUGUGUUCAAAUGAGAUGCUUGUACAAGCAAAGAUGGCUGUAGCACGCUGGUGGUAUGAUUCUAAUCUGCCUUUCAAUGCGGCUCAAUCCAAGUUUUAUCAACCAGCUAUCGAUGCCAUGACUGCUAUCGGACCAGGAUUUAAGGGCCCUUCUUUAUAUGAGUUGAGAGGAAAUUUGUUAAAGAUGGCUGUGAAUGAGGUUCAAGAUUAUUUGCAACAAAUUAAGAAGGUUUGGAAUGACACCGGUUGUACACUAAUGGCAGAUGCUUGGACAAAUCAGAAGCAACAAUCAAUAAUCAACUUUUUAGUUUAUUGUCCGAAAGGUACAAUGUUCUUGAAGUCUGUUGAUACAUCUGGCCUUAGAAAAGAUGCUGAAACAUUGUUUAAUAUCUUUGAUGAGGUUGUUCAAGAAAUUGGAGCUGAGAAUCUUGUGCAGUUCAUAACGGACAAUGAUGCAAGUUAUAAAGCUGCAGGAAAAAAGUUACAGCAGAAGUAUGGCUCUUUCUACUGGUCCCCUUGUGCAGCUCAUUGCAUAGACUUGAUGUUGGAGAAUUUUUGUGAUCCAAGAUAUUUUCCCCUUAUUGAUGAUACUAUAAAAAAGGCAAAAAAGAUAACAAAGUUCAUCUAUAACCAUGGUUGGGUUUUGGCAUUGAUGAGACAAGAGUUCACCAAAGGUCAUGAUUUGUGUCGUCCUGCAGUUACAAGGUUUGCGACAAAUUUUUUAAGUAUCCAAUGCUUGCUCUUGUUUAAGAAAGAACUGAGACAAAUGUUUACUUGUGAUAAAUGGAUUGCAUCAAGUCAUUCUAAAAGCAUCAUAGGGAAAGAGAUAGCUGUGAUUGUUUUAGAAGAUAAAGAGUUUUGGGCUCAAUGUCAAUUUAUUGUUAAAAUUAGUGAGCCUUUGGUUCGUGUUCUACGACUUGUUGACGGGGAUGAGAAGCCUGCAAUGGGAUACUUGUAUGAUGCAAUGGAAAGAGCCAAAGAGAACAUAAAAGCAAGAUGUAAUAACAAAAUGGAACUUGAUCCUGAUGAUCAAGACAAGAUCAGUGAAGAACUUGACUCGUAUAAUAAUGCAGUAGGUGAGUUUGGACAUGCUUUAGCAAUCCGCCAGCGUGAUAAGCUUAAUCCAGUUGCAUGGUGGACCCAAUUUGGUUGCGAGGUUCCAACACUUCAAAAGUUUGCUGUUCGAGUACUAAGUCAAUGUUGUAGUGCAACUGGAUGUGAGAGAAACUGGAGUACAUUUGAUUUUAUUCAUUCGAAGAAGAGAAAUAGAUUAGUACAUAAACGUUUGAAUGACUUAGUAUUUGUUCGUUAUAACUUGAAGCUGCGAGAGAGGAGCAUAAAAAAGGGAAGAGAUGCUUUAAAUCCAAUCAAUCUUGAAAAUAUUGACUUGAUGGAAGAAUGGGUGAGUGAAGAAUCUGAGCUUCUUGAUGGAGAUGAUUUGGAUUUGGCAAGUAUUGAGGAGCCAUUAAUCUCACUAAAUGAGGAAGACGUUGAUAAUAUAUUAUUGGAUAAAAAUAUAUCUUCGCGAGCUCCACUUUCUCAGCCUCCAACCGCAGCCGUUUGUCCUCUUGAUGUAAUUUUCUGGCCUCCGUCUCCUUGUCAUACACCAUCUUCUCGGCUUUAA
Carya illinoinensis is the source of this 2589-nucleotide messenger RNA. RefSeq lists its product as uncharacterized. Gene Ontology annotation, molecular function: DNA binding; protein dimerization activity. The record is from RefSeq and is a predicted model, not a curated record. The coding region runs from base 1 to 2589 and encodes 862 amino acids. NCBI's taxonomy places the organism in Eukaryota, Viridiplantae, Streptophyta, Magnoliopsida, Fagales, Juglandaceae. The transcript is spliced from 6 exons.